Molecule: messenger RNA, 1791 nt
Organism: Debaryomyces fabryi
Lineage: Eukaryota; Fungi; Ascomycota; Pichiomycetes; Serinales; Debaryomycetaceae
Exons: 1
Coding region: 1-1791 (596 amino acids)
Biological process (GO): transmembrane transport
Molecular function (GO): transmembrane transporter activity
Source: RefSeq, a predicted model, not a curated record
AUGUUUUUGAGACAACGCUUCAAUCAAGUCAUUAUGCCUGGUAUUUUUCAUUUCUUUAAAAAAUCGAGUGAUCAUGAAGUCGCUAAAUCCGUACUUAGAGUUGACGUUGACCCUCAAAAGGAAAAGCCUUUUGAAGGAGAACAAUCCGAUGAAAUACCCGUAGAAGAACUUCCUGGUGUACAAAAAGCUCAAGCUACCACCAUUAUGUGGAGUAGGACUGUCCUUUAUUUUAUAUAUGCUUGGAUUUGGGUCUGCUUUUUCAUGUUGGCAUUCCAAUCUGCUAUUGGUAAUAAUAUUAUUUAUUAUGCUUAUAGCGAAUUUGAGGCUGCUCCAGCAGUAAGUACAGCCAACAUUUUGGCCUCGAUUAUUGGAGGUGUUCUUAAAUUGCCGAUUGCAAAAAUUUUGACUAUAUGGGGUCGUACAGAAGGGUUUUUGGUCUUUAUAGGUGUCUACUUACUUGGUAUUAUUAUUCUUGCAGCUUGUAAUGGUCCAAGCAGUUACGCGGCAGGAUACGUUUUGUAUUGGAUUGGAUACGAUGCCAUCUAUUUUAUAUUGGAUGUGUUUAUUGCUGAUACUUCUGGUCUUAGAAAUCGAGCUUUCAGUUUUGCCUUUGCUAGUACGCCUUUUAUUUGUACGGCUUUCACAGGUCCACUUGCUGCUCAAUCAUUUCUUAAGAUAACAUCUUGGAGAUGGGCUUAUGGUACUUUUGCUAUCAUAAUGCCAUUUAUAUUUCUUCCGCUUGCCUUUGUUUUCAAGUAUUACCAAAUAAAGGCUGAUAAGGCGGGCCUUAUCAAGAAAGGAGCUAGUGGUAGAACGGCUAUACAGUCUAUCAUUCACUAUAUCCACCAGUUCGAUAUUAUUGGUGCUCUCCUCUUGAUGGCUGCAUUUGUAAUAUUCUUACUACCAUUCAGUUUAGAAACUUAUGGAAGAGCCCAGUAUAGCAGUGCUACUUUUAUUUCUAUGGUUGUAAUUGGCUUCCUUCUUUUCCCAGCGUUUGGUCUUUGGGAAAAAUACGGAGCUCGUAAACAUUUCAUUGAAUGGGAACUUUUAACAGAACGUACUGUUUUAGGAGCAUGCUGUCUUGCGGCUAUACUUUACUUUAGUUUCUACUGUUGGGAUCUUUACUUUUACUACUUUGUAAUGGUUGUUUAUAACUUGGAAAUUUCUAUGACAGGCUACAUGUCCCAAAUUUAUAAUGUGGGUUCUUGUUUCUGGGGGGUCAUCUUCGGUUUGUGGGUUCGCUAUAUCAAGACUUUCAAGUAUACCUGUCUCUUUUUUGCUCUUCCCCUCAUGAUACUUGGGGCUGGGCUUAUGAUACGCUUCCGCGGGCAAGAUGGAAAUAUUGGAUACAUUGUCAUGUGUCAAAUAUUUAUUGCAUUUGCGGGAGGUAGUUUGGUAAUUGGUGAAGACAUGGCCGUUAUGUGUGUAGCUGAUGUUGGUGGAGUUCCAAUGAUGCUUGCACUUAUUGGACUUUUCUCAAGUCUUGGCGGUUCUAUCGGGUAUGCAGUUGCUGCUGCUAUAUACUCUAACACCUUCCCAAGUGCACUCUAUAAUGCCUUACCCGAUAAUGCUAAGUCAAACGCCACAAGUAUUUACCUCGGGGGGUAUCUGACUCAAAUGACUUAUCCUGUGGGAAGCGAAACCAGAGAUGCUAUCAAUUAUGCAUGGGGAUACAGUCAAAAGUUUGGUGCAAUUGCAGCUACAUGUAUAUUGGUUUUAGCCAUUCCAUCCAUUGCUGUUUGGAAGAACUAUAGAGUGGAUAAGAAGGGCAAUAAGGGUACUGUCUUUUAA